This is a messenger RNA of Danio aesculapii, 2018 nucleotides long. RefSeq names its product TM2 domain containing 3 (gene tm2d3). The record is from RefSeq and is a predicted model, not a curated record. The coding region runs from base 45 to 827 and encodes 260 amino acids. Lineage: Eukaryota; Metazoa; Chordata; Actinopteri; Cypriniformes; Danionidae. The transcript is spliced from 6 exons.
AGGGGGAAGUGAGGCUCGGUCAAGCAGCGGAAGCAGUGUUCGUGAUGACGGCGAACGGACAGAAAUGGGUUCUAGAUCGCGGACGGAACAAAAUGAGCUCGUAUUUAAUGCUGGUUCUGCUGCUGCUCGACAUUUACUCAUCGUGUGUGGAUGGGUAUCUGAGCUCUCCUCAUGUGGGUCAGGAUCCUCCAUAUUUAGCCCAGCAGAAGUCAGUGAUGAGCAGCCCGGUGGCUCUGACCGCAUCCUCAGCUUCUCCAGUGGUCACUGAUAAUUACGUGUCCAAGUGUCCGAGCGGAGACCUGUGCUCCAAACUACCCGCCGACUGCAUCAUCUGUGCUCUUCACCACAACUGCAGCUACGGCCGGCCGCACAACUACACCUGCAGACCCCGAGCCGGAGUUCACUGCGUGAGCGAUCAGGGCGAGCGGCAGCAGAACUUCACUCUCUCUCUCCUCUGCCGCUUCUGUUUUCAGCUGGAUGCGUCUCAGUAUCGCUGCUCCAACUCCAGCGACUGCAUGACAGUGUCGUGUCCGCGCAGACGAUACAACGCUAGCUGUGAAGUGCUGGAGCACGUGCACUGCCUCGGUAAGAGAGUGUUUCAGAAGCGUCUCUUCUGCAACUGGACUGGAGGAUAUAAGUGGUCAACAGCUCUGGCUCUCAGCAUCACUCUGGGUGGUUUUGGCGCGGACCGCUUCUACCUGGGUCAGUGGAGGGAGGGUCUGGGUAAACUCUUCAGUUUCGGGGGUCUGGGCAUCUGGACGCUGAUCGACGUGCUGCUGAUCGGCGUGGGGUACGUGGGUCCGGCUGACGGCUCGCUCUACAUCUGAGCGUUGGUGUUACCAUGACGACUGCAUCCCAGAUUUCAGAGUUCUGACAUUACCGUAACGACUACAUCUCAGAUUUCUAUGCGGUGUCGUUACCGUGACGACUACAUCCCAGAUUUUAGAGUUCUGACAUUACCGUGACGACUAAAUCUCAGAUUUCUGUGCGGUGUCGUUACUGUGACGACUACAUCCCAGAUUUUAGAGUUCUGACAUUACUCUGACGACUACAUCCCAGAUUUCUAUGCGGUGUCGUUACUGUGACGACUACAUCCCAGAUUUUAGAGUUCUGACAUUACUCUGACGACUACAUCCCAGAUUUCUAUGCGGUGUCGUUACCGUGACGACUACAUCCCAGAUUUUAGAGUUCUGACAUUACCGUGACGACUACAUCUCAGAUUUCUAUGCGGUGUCGUUACCGUGACGACUACAUCCCAGAUUUUAGAGUUCUGACAUUACCAUGACGACUGCAUCUCAGAUUUCUAUGCUGUGUCAUUACCGUGAUGACCACAUCCCAGAAUUCAGAGCGAUAUUAUUACCGUGAUGACCGCAUCCUAGAAUUCUGAGCACUGCCCUUACAGGUGACGACCACAUUCCAGAAUUCCAAGUGCUGCCGUUACUAUGACGACCGCAUCUUAGAUUUCUGAGUGCUGCCGUUACCGUGACGACUACGCGCUCUCAUUACCAUGAUGACUGCCUCCCAGAAUUCUGAGUGCUGUCGUUACCAUGACGACCGCAUCCCAGAAAUCUGAGCGCUACCAUUACUUUAACGACUGCAUCCUAGAAUUCAGAGCGCUAACGUUACCGGGAUGACCACAUCCCAGAUUUCCAUGCUCUGUCAUUACCGUGAUGACCGCAUCCCAGAAUUUUGAGUGCUGGCGAUACCGUGACAACCACAUCUCAGAUUUCUAUGCGCUGGCUUUACCAUGAUGACUACAUCCCAAAAUUCUGAGUGCUGGCGUUACCGUGACGACUGCAUCCCAGAUUUCCACACUCCCACUCGGGCAGAGCUCCAUCUGCUGUGAAUGAGGAUGCUGGAGGCACGUGCGCAGGCUGAUCACACUGAUUAAUAAUCCCUGUAUGAAUAUGUGUGUAUAUAUGAAUGUGUGUGUGUGUGUAAAUAUGAGAAUGACUCUCUGUGCUGAUGUUUUAUUUCACUGUUGAGUUCUGAAUAAACCGCUGUUAUGUUCAAGAUAA